GAGCUCCGCGCCGAGCACGGCUUCGCGGAGGAGGACCUGGAGUUCUUCGUGACCGCCCACGGCGAGAUCACCGAGGGGCGCCUCCUGGAGUUCGCGAAGUUCCUGGAGACGAAGGAGGCGAAGCCGAAGAGGCAGUCCACCGGCGCGCCGGUCAAGCGCAAGGGCGCCCUCGCGUCUGGGGCCCUACGAACGCAGGCGCUGAGCAUCCUCGCCCCAGGCCUCCGCAGCGCUGGCGCGCCCCCGCCCGCGGGGGCGGCUGCCGAGGGCCGCGAGGCGGGCGCCUCCCGCGAGGUGGUGACGCCCGCCUCGAAGCGGCUGCGGACGGACUGGGACCAGGACCUCGCUCGGCCGGAGGCGCGGGGCUCGACUCGCCGCCGCCCGUCCGGAGGCCGCAGUACAGGUUCACGCCCAAGUCCUCGGUCUCGGACGGGAGCUCCGGCGACGAGAAGCACGAGGACGCCAAGGGGGCGCCGCUGCCGCCCGCCGAGGUGCGGCUCCUGGGGGACCCCGCCCUGUGGAGCGGCAAGCGGCAGGGCGCCUACAGCUGGAUGGACGAGUCGCUCGAAGACAGGACGGCGGCGCGGGACCGGCGGCUUUCCACACUGGAGGGCCACAUCGUGGCCGCGCUGCAAGCACGACCGGGCGGCGAGGGUAUCGCGGUUGGCCAGGUCGGCGUCCCCUCCCAGGCGGAGGUGGCCAUGUGCGGCCGCAUCGUCUGCGAGGGCCUGGACGGCCGCCUGAACGAGCGCUCGCUGCUGCUCGAAGGCUCCCGCGCGGCGGCGAAGGGGGCCCGGGUGCAGCUCAGCGUGGCCGACUGCGCGAGCCUGGCCGCCUUCCCGGGGCAGAUCGUGGGCGUGGUCGGGCGGAGCGGCGGCAUGAUGGGCACCACUUUCCACGCCAAGGAGCUCAUUCCGGGCAUUCCGCCCGCGCCGGUGGCGGCGAAGAACGAGCGGCCCGUGCGCAUGCUGGUGGCGGCGGGGCCGUUCUGCCUGCGCGACGGCCUGGACUACGCUCCGUUGGAGCAGCAGGUGCUCGAGCACGCCGCGAGCCAGCGGCCGCAGGUCCUGGUCCUGAUGGGGCCAUUCUUGGACGCCGGCAACCAGAAGGUCCUGUCCGGGGAGACCUGCCUGCCAGGCAGCGACGAGCCCUGCCCCUACGAGGAGUUCUACGAGCGGCGCCUGCUGCCCCUGCUCCGCCGCGGGCUGGCGCCGCUGCGGCAGGGGCCCUCGCCCGUGGAGGUCCUGUGCUUCCACCCCAUGCCGCAGCCGCCGCUCGACACGGCGCUCGAGCCGCUGGGCUUGGGCGACGCGCUGCAGCCGCUGCGGAGGCUGGGGGUGAAGUUCCUGCCCAACCCCGCGCACGUGCAGGUGAACGGGCUCCGCGUGAGCCUGACGUCCGCGGACGCGCUCACGCCCGUCCUGCGGGAGAUCGUGCUGAGGCCGCCGCAGGGCAAGAAGAUCGAGGAGGCCCACCGGCUGCUGCUGCGGCAGCGCAGCCUCUUCCCCGCGGUGCCCCGGGACCCCGCGCAGGUCUCGGAAGCGAGGAGCGGCGCGCUGGACUUCCCAGACCUCCUGGAGCCGGACGUGUGCAUCUUCCCUUCCCUCUCCGGCACGCCCACCGGGGCCUUCGUCGACAGCUCCGUCUUCGUGAACCCGGGCUCGCUGUGCCGGCCUGCCGCCCUGGGCACCUUCGCGGACCUGCGCGUGGCGGCGUGCGGGCCCGCGCCGGACGCGGCCGGGGCCAGGCCCGUCUCCGGGGGCUCGGAGGAAUCCGUGCAGUAA
Messenger RNA from Prorocentrum cordatum, 1781 nucleotides. The record is from the annotation of a GenBank genome assembly. NCBI's taxonomy places the organism in Eukaryota, Dinophyceae, Prorocentrales, Prorocentraceae.